Penaeus monodon (black tiger shrimp) is the source of this 1395-nucleotide messenger RNA. RefSeq lists its product as uncharacterized. Lineage: Eukaryota; Metazoa; Arthropoda; Malacostraca; Decapoda; Penaeidae. The transcript has 7 exons. The coding region runs from base 1 to 1077 and encodes 358 amino acids. The record is from RefSeq and is a predicted model, not a curated record. Gene Ontology annotation, molecular function: N-acetyltransferase activity.
AUGUACGGCAACGCUGGUGUGGAUCUAUACACAAGCUGGCGGAGGACAAGGAGUGUGGUGUGCACUCCUACCGGUGCUGUUGUUUUUUUUUCUGUUUAUGUAGCUCCGGCAAAGAUGAGUCAAGUUGCUAUUAGACGAGCUAGCAGAUCUGACUGUGAGGCAAUUUACCAGCUAGUAAGAGAAAGAGCUGAUGCUCGUGUUGCAAGAAUUUCUCACAGUACAUCCAUUGAAGGGCUAGCAGAUCUUUUUGGUUCAAAUUCCACCUUCUAUUUUCUGGUUGCCGAGGAGAAAGGCAGCUUGGUUGGCUAUGUCCUUCACUACUAUUGCUACUCCUGGGAAGGACGUACUAUCUGUGUGGAGGACUUGUACGUUAAACAGAAUGAAGAGUGGGACAUUGUUGCUCGGGCAUUAUGGAGGAACUUGGUUAAGAUUGCCCUGGAAGAAGGAUGUAAACAGUUUAACUUUCCUCCUUUAAGAGAAAGUGAAUAUGAGUUUUAUCAUCACAAGGCAAAAAAUAUGACUAAAACUAAUGGAUAUAGGUACUUCAGGAUGGAAGAAGAAGCUAUGGAGAAAUUUGUUAAGAUGAACAAGAUACCAGAGGGUGUUGAGGUAAGAGAAGCAACUUCAGCAGACUGUACUGGCAUUAAUCAGUUGAUAAAGGACUUAGCUGUGCAUCAGAAUGUGCCAGACAAGCCUCAGAUUGAUGCAAAGGCACUGGAAGAUGAUGGCUUUGGAACCAAAGUGUUCUAUAAGUGUUUUGUAGCAGAAUCUGAAGGUCACCUAAUAGGAUACACACUCUUUUUCCAUACAUUUAACUGGAGGGGUCGAGGUGUGUAUAUGGAAGACCUUUAUGUGGCACCUUCAUACCGUGGGAAAGGUAUUGGCACAGCACUGUGGAAGCAAGUGUUAAAGGCUUGUCUGGCUGUACAGGGAAUCAGGUGUGACUUCUGUGUACUUGACUGGAAUAAGCCUAGUAUUAUAUUUUACAAAGGGAAAGGUGCUAAAGACAUGACAGAAGACAGUGGCUUUACUUAUUGUGUGAUGGCCAAGAAAAUAAUGGAGGAUUUUUUGCAAUAAUUUGCUCUGAAAUCAGACAAAUAUAAUUGCCAAAGUUAAUUCAAGCUGGGUCAUAUGUGUAAUUUUUCAUUCUGUUGGUAAAGACAAGUGGAGAAAUAAAAACUGUAUAAUUACUAAUAAUCUAUUUUACACUGUUAAUUACUUGUCUCAACUGAUAGGCUUGACUUUGUGGUUUUAGCUAUUCAAUAAUUAGAAUGAGGACAUAAUUAAUUACUUUUCGUGUAGGAAAAGGAAUUUUCUUUUUCUGCUUUGGUUUUACUAAAAUAUGAAUUAUGUAAUAAGUUAGUAAAAUAUUUUUAGAAACUUAUAUUUAUGACU